Molecule: messenger RNA, 6780 nt
Organism: Oreochromis niloticus (Nile tilapia)
Lineage: Eukaryota; Metazoa; Chordata; Actinopteri; Cichliformes; Cichlidae
Product: Golgi apparatus protein 1
Exons: 26
Coding region: 40-3516 (1158 amino acids)
Cellular component (GO): Golgi membrane
Molecular function (GO): fibroblast growth factor binding
Source: RefSeq, a predicted model, not a curated record
GCUCCUGAAGGCAGCAGCAGGCUGACUGGCUCUGUGAAGAUGGCGGACUGCAUACGUGUUCCUCUGCUCCUGCUCUUGAUGUGCAUCUUUUUGUUUGUACAUCUGAUUCAAGCUCAAAACAAUGCUAUUAAGAAACUUAUUGCCGGUGUCGAUAAAAUGCAGAACCAAGUUGGAGGUCUGGGGCUCGCUGCGGGGAACCCUGGAGUCGAUGAGAGGAACCAAGGUGCUGGGGCCUCGCUGUCUCGGAGGCGCUCUACCGGCUGGAAGUUGGCUGAGGAGGCGGUGUGCAGAGACGACCUGACCCGGCUUUGCCCCAAACACUCCUGGAACAACAACCUGGCGGUGUUGGAGUGUCUCCAGGACAGGAAAGAGGACUCUGAAAUCGCUGCAGAAUGCAACCAUCUGCUGUGGAACUAUAAGCUGAACCUGACCACAGACCCAAAGUUUGAGUCUGUAGCGGUGGAGGUCUGCAAGACGACCAUCUCUGAGAUUAAAGAAUGUGCCGCGGAGGAGCUGGGGAAAGGUUACCUGGUUUCCUGCCUUGUAGAUCACCGUGGCAACAUCACCGACUACCAGUGCAACCAGUACAUCACCAAGAUGACCACCAUCGUUUUCAGCGACUACCGGCUGAUCUGCGGCUUCAUGGACAAGUGUCGCGAUGACAUCAACACGCUGAAAUGUGGCAGCAUCAGCACCGGAGAGAAGGACGUCCACUCUCAGGGUGAGGUGAUCGCCUGUUUGGAAAAAGGUUUGGUUCGUGAAGCCGAGGACCAGACAGGGGCGCACGUCAUCAGGGAGGAAUGUAAAAAGGCCAUCAUGAGAGUCGCCGAGCUCUCCUCCGACGACUUCCACCUGGACCGCUACCUGUACUUCUCCUGCAGAGACGACAGAGAACGCUUCUGUGAAAACACUCUGGCCGGGGAAGGAAGAGUUUACAAAUGCCUCUUCAAUCACAAGUUUGAGGAUUCCAUGUCUGAGAGGUGCCGCGAGGCGCUGACCACCAGACAGAAGCUGAUUGCUCAGGACUACAAGGUCAGCUACUCGCUGGCCAAAGCCUGCAAGUCGGACCUGAGGAAGUACCACUGCAAUGUGGACACCAGCUUGCCCCGAGCGAGGGAAGCUCGCCUGUCCUACCUUCUGCUGUGUCUGGAGUCGGCCGUGCAUCGAGGUCGUGUGGUCAGCGGCGAGUGUCAGGGUGAGAUGAUGGAUUACAGGCGGAUGCUGAUGGAGGAUUUCUCUCUGAGUCCUGAGAUCGUGCUGCACUGUCGCAGUGAGAUUGAGAGUCACUGCUCCGGUCUGCACCGCAAAGGACGAACGCUGCACUGCCUAAUGAGGGUCGGCCGAGGAGACAUGGGCGCCAUCGAUCCCAGCUGUCAGAAGGCGCUGCAAACAUUGAUCCAGGAAGCCGACCCCGGAGCAGACUACCGCAUCGAUCGAGCGCUUAACGAGGCCUGUGAGUCUGUCAUCCAGACUGCCUGCAAACACAUCCGCAGUGGCGACCCCAUGAUCCUGUCGUGUCUCAUGGAACAUCUGUACACUGAGAAGAUGGUGGAGGACUGCGAGCACAGACUGCUGGAGCUGCAGUACUUCAUCGCCAGAGACUGGAAGUUGGAUCCGAUCCUGUACAAGAAAUGUCAGUCGGAUGCAUCCCGACUCUGCCACACUCACGGCUGGAAUGAGACGAGCGAGUUGAUGCCGCCUGGUGCCAUUUUCUCGUGCCUGUACCGCCACGCCUACCGCUCUCUGGAGCAGGGACGAAGGUUCCCCAGUGGUGAGUCUGAAGCGGAAAACCACGGUUCGAUGCUCUCCCGGGACUGCAAGGUGGAGGUGCAGAGGAUUCUCCACCAGAGGGCGCUGGAUGUGAAGCUGGACCCUGAGCUGCAGAGACGCUGCAUGACCGACCUGGGGAAGUGGUGCAGCGAGAAAACGGAGGCCGGGCAGGAGCUGGAGUGCCUGCAGGACCACCUAGACGACCUGGUUGCUGACUGCAAGGAGGUGGUGGGAAACCUGACCGAGCUGGAGUCAGAGGAUAUUCAGAUUGAGGCGCUGCUGAUGAGAGCUUGUGAUCCCGUCAUUCAGGCCCACUGCCAUGAGGUGGCUGAUAACCAGAUCGACUCUGGUGAUCUGAUGGAUUGUUUGGUUCAGAACAAACACCAGAAGGAGAUGAAUGAGAAGUGUGCCGUGGGAGUGACACACUUCCAGCUGAUUCAGGUUAAAGAUUUCCGUUUCUCCUACAAGUUCAAGACAGCCUGCAAGGAAGACGUCCUCAAACUGUGUCCCAACAUCAAGAAGAAGGUGGACGUCGUGAUCUGCCUCAGCACCACCGUGAGAAACGACACCCUGCAGGACGCCAAGGAGCAGCGAGUGUCUGUCAAGUGUCGUAAACAGCUGCGGGUGGAGGAGGUGGAGAUGUCAGAGGACAUCCGUCUGGAACCGGAGCUGUACGACUCCUGCAAGACGGACAUCAACAAGCUGUGUCAGAACGUGGCCUUUGGGAAUGCACAGGUUAUCGAGUGUCUGAAGGAGAACAAGCGUCAGCUUUUGCCGCGAUGCCACCAGAAGGUCUUCAAGCUGCAGGAGGUGGAGAUGGUUGAUUCUGAACUGGACUAUCAGCUGAUGAGAGUCUGCAAGAACAUGAUCAGACGCUUCUGUACAGAGUCGGAUGGGAAGAACGUUCUUCAGUGUUUGAAGCAGAACAAGAACAGCGAGAUGAUGGAUCCCAAAUGCAAGCAGAUGAUAACCAAGCGACAGAUCACCCAGAACACAGACUACAGGUUGAACCCGGUGCUGAGGAAAGCCUGCAAAGCCGACAUCCCAAAGUUCUGUGACUCCAUCCUAAAAAAGGCCAAGGAUGAAACCGAGCUGGAGGGUCAGGUCAUCUCCUGCCUUAAACUUAAAUACGCUGACCAGCGUUUGUCUCCUGACUGCGAGGAUCAGAUCCGGGUCAUCCUGCAGGAGUCGGCGUUGGACUACAGACUGGACCCUCAGCUGCAGAUCCAAUGUGCAGAAGAGAUCUCCAGUCUGUGUACAGAGGAGGCAGCAGCUCAGGAGCAGACAGGACAGGUGGAGGAAUGUCUAAAAAUCAACCUGCUGAAGCUCAAGAAGGAAGGAUGUAAGAAGGAGGUGUUGAACAUGCUGAAGGAGAGUAAAGCGGACAUCUACGUCGACCCCGUCCUUCACACGGCCUGCGCUCUGGACAUCAAACACCACUGUGCUGCCAUCCCACCCGGCAAAGGACGCCAAAUGUCGUGCCUGAUGGAAGCGCUGCAGGACAAACGUAUUCGUCUGCAGCCCGAGUGCAAGAAGAGACUUCAGGAUCGCAUUGAUAUGUGGAGCUACGCUGCCAAGGUGGCGCCUGCUGAGGGACUUGGGGACUUGGCCAUGCAGGUGAUGACGUCGCCGUCCAAGAACUACAUCCUGACUGUGAUCUGUGCCGGUGUGGCGCUGCUCUUCAUGAUGGGGCUGCUCUGCGGCAGGUUCACCAAGCGAGUCACUCAGGAGCUGAAGGACAGGUAGACUCCGCCCCCUCUGGGGUCAGGACAUAAGAAACGACCGCAACUGAAAAGGACCUCCUCGCCAUUUACCCCCUGAUGCUCCUUAAAGUCCACUGCAUCAUCUUUACUUUCCUUCUACAAGCUUUUUCACCCUCUCUCACAUGACAGCUGGGGGCAUCUAUGUGGGAAUGACAUUACCCACAAUCCUACAGUGGAAGCGGGCAUGAUCAGCAAUUCCCUCCACCUGAGCUUUUUCUUUUUCUUUCUCAUCCUGAGCUGUCAUUCAGAGAUUUUCACACGUUAUCUGAUAUAUCUGGAGUUUUUUUUUUUUGUUUGUUUUUUAACUCUUUCUCUUUUUGCUGUUGGUUUAAGGGGGCAAGGAUAGGGAGGGGAAUCGGUAAGGAUGUAGGGUCAGAGGUCAACGGUUAGAAGUCAAGGUGGUGGGAAAAAAUGAAAUGCAUAGGUGUAAAUGUGUAGAAUGCAGGGUGGGUAAAUGCUCAUGUGUAAUAGAGCAGUUUAAUGACUCCAGUAUUUUAUUGAUAAGAGUGUGUGUUGCUGUGAAGGUGUGUGUGUGUGUGUGUGUGUGUGUGUGAGUUGCGAGUGUGUGUUGCUGUGAAGGUGUGUGUGAGAUCCAAACUGUCUUUAUGCCGCCAGAUUCUUUUUCUCCUUCUGCUUAAACAGGUUUUUGGAGUUUGUUACACCUUUUUUUUUCCUCCUCCUUUUUUUGUGCUGAUUCAUAUUAGAUUUUAUCGCCAAGGGACUGCCAAGUGGGCGGUGCCAGCCAGCCCUCGACCGAGCCACAGAUAAAGAGGCGAGGGUGGGGACACACAGAGUUGCACCUCACACACUUUGGCCGGCUCGCUACAACCGGAAUCACUUGUAGUUAUUUUACUUGUUUUUUUUGUUGUUUUUUUUCUCCAGAUGAAGGAGAAACUUCAGCAAUCCGGUGUCUUAUUUUCCCCAGCCUGUGUCAUAAAUGCACCGUGUGUGUCCACCUCCCAUCAUUGCCAUCUUGGGUGGGAUCUUUUUUUUUUUUUUUAAACAUCAGACUCUGCUCAGACUGGGGUGGAAACCAGACGUUUUGAUUGCUGCCCAUCGCCGCGCAGAGUGGCUGUCGGUUUUGUGCUGGUUGGUACGAAAAAGCUGAGAAGUAAUGCAGGAAAAAAAUAAAGACAAAAAACAAACAAUUCUAGAUUACUAUAGAGAUGUGAACAUUUUUGUGUAAAGAUGAUACUGGAAUCAUUGCACAUUUUUCGUUCUUUUUUUAUAUCUAUAAAUAUAUUGUUUUGUCAUAGCCUUAUUUAUUUGUUUACUAAUUUUUUUUUUUUUUUUUUUUUCCAUCUAUGAUUUGAAUGUUCUCUGGUUGCCUUUUCUCCAGUGAGACUAUCUUCUUCCUGCAGUGGGGGUGGGAGCAGGGAGAGGAGAGGCAGGGGCGGGGGGGGGAGGCAGCAAAGGUGUGAACACCUCCAGGUGUCGAACUCCUCCAGGAGCUGGUGGAUUUUCACGUUGGGACAGUGCAGAUUUUGAAAUGCUGCAUGCUUCCAGCUCCGUGUUUUUAUUCUUGGGCUUGACAAAUAAUCUUUAUUUGCUUCCUACUGGUUGACUGUUUCUCCUAAGCAAGAGGUCUGAGGAGCAGAUGGGGUGAGGCUUCUGUGCCUGAGAUGACCAUAUUAAGGAUAUCCUCUCUAUGACAUCAUACACAUCCAGGAUCUAGAGCAGUCUGAAGCCCGAGCUUUCCAGUUAUUGUACAUACACUGGCCUCAUUAUUAGAAACAUUAGAAAUUUUAACACGAACAUCCAUCAGUUCAAUAGAAGUUGUGUAGGUUCACCUGAGGCAGUGUCGAGCAGCAAAAUGCAGUUCCGCCAAUGUCCACUUGAGGCCGACUCCAGCAUCAGUCAGUUGCCUAGACUCCCAGGUCAAAAUGUUCAAGGUUAACACAGAAAUAAAAAAGCUUGUUACAAAAAUCAUUUUGGUCUCUGUAGAUGGUUUCUCUUUCACAACUGCACACGGGGUAAAUUCAUUCAUAGCUCACCUGGUCCGACUUUGUGAAGACUUAAAGUUAGGAGUGUGGGUGCUUUGAGGGUGUGCCAACACUGGCAACUAAUUGGAAUCACUGAGCUCUGGAAUGUUUCGGGUGUCUUUUCCUUUGAUGAUGAUGAUGAUGAUGAUGAUGAUGAUGAUGAUGAUAAUGAAUAUGGCUUGGUGUGCAGUUAAUUCUCCUAACAAACCGUCCAACAAGUCUCUGCUUUAGUAAUCGUGGUGUUGUCUUUAUUUUUUCGCUUGUUACUUGCCACUAAUUAAUCUGUUACUGUAAAGUUACUUGUCUCAACAGCAUGAAACAAAACACGAGAUAUUGCCAGGCGCAUACCAGUUUUUACCACAAGAUGGUGCAACAAGGCAAGAGAUUAAAAACAUGUUCUUAGUCUCUUAAGGGAAGGCAGAAACAUUUCAGUACACCCCCUGGUAGAAUUCUGCCCCCUGGUGGUGAAAGUGUUACAAAUGUUACCUUUAACACUAACUGGCAGGCUAUGCACACCCACACGGUUUAUAACUCUCCCCUCUCGUUCAGAUACGGUCACUUCUGCCUCUGAAAAAGCAAAAACACUUGAUAUUUCAAAAUGCCAGAAAACAAAAGUGACAUCAUGGUGGCUGCAUCCAGUUUUUAUAUAUGGUCUCUGGUUCUGUAGAAGAGGACGGAUUGCUCGGAGGGUGUGUUUGCGACGCUCAGCCUGCAGGUCGAUCUUGGAGCAGGCGUUCAGUCUCAUAUAAACUCGUGUGAGCAAACACUAAAUCGAGGGCCUCUCCUCUCCCUGCGUGAGCCGAUCACGUGUACGUGUACGAUACUGAGUGACAAUAACUUACUGUAAACUACGUGUACCGUUCCCCUUCUUUCUAACUGUUGAAGCUUGGCAUGCGAGCGCUGCCCUCCCUGCUUGUAAAUGAGACGUUCUGCUUCAUUGAAAUGCCUUUUUUCCAUCAGAUUUUUGUUUGUUUUUAAAUCAAAGUGUGCCUAACCGCCGUCCCGCUGUACAGGACAUCCCAGACGACCUGUUGCACCCAACAGAGGGUGACGUGUGGGCGUAUUUAACCGUGUGAAGGAGCGGGAAGCUGUGCGGUCUGUGUUGUAACGAUAAAGAUCUUUUUGUAAAACUCUUGUUUGUUUGAAUCCAUUGAGCUCCUGAUUGGUUUGUUUUCUUUGUCCACUUUUUUUUCUUUUGUUGUUGUUGUACAGAUGAAAAAUUGGACAGUUUGUUAAUAAUAAUAAUAAAGUCUGCAAGGUUUCUA